This is a messenger RNA of Phyllopteryx taeniolatus (common seadragon), 542 nucleotides long. It is a transcript of the gene pigp, whose product is annotated as phosphatidylinositol glycan anchor biosynthesis, class P. The transcript is spliced from 5 exons. Gene Ontology annotation, biological process: GPI anchor biosynthetic process. Gene Ontology annotation, molecular function: phosphatidylinositol N-acetylglucosaminyltransferase activity. The record is from RefSeq and is a predicted model, not a curated record. Lineage: Eukaryota; Metazoa; Chordata; Actinopteri; Syngnathiformes; Syngnathidae. The coding region runs from base 102 to 491 and encodes 129 amino acids.
GCCGGCCUGAGUGUUGGACGGACAAAUGUAGGUUCAGGUAAUCGAGCGACAAUAUUACAGUACUGACAAAAAUAUGACAAAUAUGUAAACUAAGACAGAUCAUGGUGGAAAACACUCCCUCUCCUUUACCCGAGAGAGCCAUCUAUGGCUUUGUUCUAUUCCUCGGCUCUCAGUUUGGCUUCAUUUUGUAUUGUGUGUGGGCGUACAUACCAGAGGAGUGGCUUCAUUCAGUCGGACUCACUUACUGGCCUCAAAAAUAUUGGGCCCUCGCGGCGCCAAUCUAUCUGCUGGUCGCGUUAACCAUCUGUGCGGUGUUGCUAUUUGGAAUCAACAUGUACAAUACGGCACCACUCGACUCUCUGGACAACAUUACAGAUGGGUUUGCACAAGGCCAGAUAAACGAAGUCGCUCGAAAGGGUCAAAUACCAAGACUGAAGGACAUUCCCAUCAGUGACGUCAACAAAAUGUUCUACUUGUCACCUCAAUUGUAACCAACCAACCUUUUGUUUUGGGGUGUGAUGAAAAUAAAAUGGGUGAACGUG